AUGGCCGAACGACCCAACAAGCUUGCCCUUAUCAAGCUCCAAGGCACCGGCGCCAGAGCCUGCAUGCAUGCCGGCCUGCUGGGUUACUGGAAGCAGCUGCUCAACCGCCGCCUCGCAUGGAUCCGCCACCAUCGCGACAAUCCGCGUAUCAACCCGGACGUCGACACGAAUAAGCUGAUCAGCGACGUCGACGGGCUGCCUACCUGCGCAAACCUCCCCCUCGAGCCGGACGCCUUCGAGCCGCUUCCGUACAGCGACAAAGACUCCAACACCGUCGAGAUGAAAUUGCUCUUUGAGCCUGCCAACCGCGCCUGGGCAGGAGAGCAUGUCGCGCCGCAGCGCUUCAUCGACGGGGUCACGCACAUCCUGCAGGGAAAGCCGGCGACGACGCACUUUGCCUGGAGCCGUGUCUUUGACUGGCUCUACACUCUGGAUCUGAACAGAGAAGUCAAGACUCUUGAUCUGAUGGAGCAGAUCCUGGACGCAAGACGGAUGUACGCCCGGGACCUCGAGCAGCUUGAGCACUUUGCCCAAAACCCGCACAGCAUCACGCAGCGACGCGAGUCGUUGUGCAUCAAGACCAUGUGCCGGUUGAUCGGACUCGACGUCGACGACGAGAGGUUCGAUUGGUUGUAUAAGCCGUUUGUCCAUAUGCAGCUCAAGUGUCGCGAGGAGUGGAUCCGGAGUACCAUUCUGCCAGCGCACGAGGCUCUUGCUGCGAACAAGCCUGAGGAGAGAGCACGCACAGCCGUGUAUGUAGCUGAGUGUGUGAGGUCACUGCUGGAAGCAGACCACAAUGUGUACCUGUAUCAGCAACUUGAUGACCAGUUGAUUGAUAUGAUGAACGAGGUCCGCAACUCGAUACCUCCGCUUUAG
Molecule: messenger RNA, 876 nt
Organism: Fusarium tjaetaba
Lineage: Eukaryota; Fungi; Ascomycota; Sordariomycetes; Hypocreales; Nectriaceae
Exons: 1
Coding region: 1-876 (291 amino acids)
Source: RefSeq, a predicted model, not a curated record